Messenger RNA from Mytilus trossulus (common blue mussel), 2115 nucleotides. RefSeq lists its product as uncharacterized. Lineage: Eukaryota; Metazoa; Mollusca; Bivalvia; Mytilida; Mytilidae. The transcript has 11 exons. Gene Ontology annotation, biological process: transcription by RNA polymerase I. Gene Ontology annotation, molecular function: RNA polymerase I core promoter sequence-specific DNA binding. Bases 1 to 2115 code for a protein of 704 amino acids. The record is from RefSeq and is a predicted model, not a curated record. Gene Ontology annotation, cellular component: fibrillar center.
AUGUAUAGUUAUGCAGAUGAUUUGAAUCUUCCACUUGUUGGUGAAUUACAGUUAGAGUGUUGUCAUCCAACAUCACAGUGUCUUAGUCCAUAUAUACCUGGAGAAUGUUUGACAGCAACUAAUAUAGGGUCGGUUUACCUGUGGUCUCAAGAAAGAAAAGAAGAGAUCUUGAAAGCAAAUGACCACAGAUUCUCCUGUAGAAACCAGUGGCGACAAGCAAUAUUUAGCAGCCACCCAAGACAGGUUGUGUCAGCUGAUUGUACUGAAGUAGAAUUGUUUGAUUUGAGGAAAAAAUGCAAUGAUGGAGUGGACUUGUUUGCCUUACCAAGUAAAUUUCUACAUCAAAAUGAGAGAAUACGGAUGAUUAAACAACAUUCACCAUUUUUGUAUGUUAUAGCUACAGAUUACUCGCUGAUUCUUGUAGACGAACGUUUUCCUGGGCAUCCUCUUUUGCAGUGGCAACAUUUAUUAAGAAAUCCUCCUCAGUAUAUGUCUGUUCUGGCUGAUAUAGGCAAUGAAAAGCAGAGCCUCAUUUCCAUUGCAAGUCAGAAUCCUAUGGAAACUUAUUGUUAUAUGUUUCAAGGUGGAGCUCACAAAACACUCCAAGGAAUUGGAUCACCCUGGCAGUUGACAAGGAUUGAUGAUUUCACCAAAUUUGAUGAGAUAUGUAAAACAACAGAUAAAAUUUCUGUGGAACACAAGUACAAGAGAGAUUCUUUAUUAGGCUUACAGUGUGUACCAUUUAAAGAUGGAUUGGUAGCUUAUCAGUUGGAUGUUCAUGGGGACAUUUACUACCAAGUAUUUCAGCCAACCAAUCAAAAUACUGAUAAAACAUUUGCUGCAGGACCAGGCAUGAAUGACCUUGUUCUUGAUGAAGUCACAAUAGAGAAAGGAAGAAAAUGGAUAAAGGGAGUGAAUAAAGCUUGGGAUGAAUGGAAUGAUGAUCAGACCAGAUUUGUACAUUCUUCAGAUGUAACAAGUUUUUUUGAGGAGAUAGUCCUGGAGAAACCAUCCCACAUUAUGUGUCAGCUUUGUAAUGGAGACAUGGAUACUAAUGAUGCUGGUGAUGAAAAUAUGGAUGGAAGCAAACAGGACAAGGGAGAUAAUUCUUAUGAAUUUUGUCAUGCCUGUAGACAGUACUUAAGGACAGGAAAACUGAUUGCUGAUAAUGCAGCAAAAGAUAGAGUUUGUAGAAUUUCAUCAGAGGAGCUGAGGUCUCUCCCUAAUGUUGCCUCCCUCCCUACAGAUGUUCUAAGUCAGAUGAUAACAAGGUUAUGGAAGGAGGAACCUGUUGAUGACUUACUGCCUCUAAGGGAUGAAGAAGUAAAGAAGAAGCUUGAAAAGCCGAAAGAAAAGAAGAAAAGACCAGUUAAAGAAAUAAAUAUUGAUGGACUCCCUCCAGCCCUUAUAGAGAUGAUGGUAGAUACAGAUGACAACAAUUUUAUGGAUGACAUUGAAACUGGUGGACUUAUGACUGCAGGAGAUGAUAGCAUGGACCUAUUUACUGAUGAAGAUUCUCAGGAUAAUAACGAGAGCAUUGAAAAGGGAGAUAAAUCAACAGCAAGAAGUACUGAACAAGAAAGUUUGGAAACAGCAAGGGAUACUCUAAAACUAGGAACUGUUAAUGUACAUGUAUUAACAAAGGAAAAAGUAAUGAAAGACUUGUCAGCUCAGAGAAAGAGACAUUCUUCUAUAUCAAGUUUUUCUAGUAUUCAGAGUUUGGGAUCAACAAGAUCAAAUUCUCUGCCUGGUUUUAUGAGAACUCCCACAAGGAAAUAUCAAUCACCUGUGAAAAGGCAGACGGUCAAAAAUACUAAACAUGAUUCCGAUAUAUCAAGUGCAGAUCUUUUGGAUGAGGAAUUUUUAUCUCAGGAAUCCAGACAAACUAUACAAAUGUUUUCAAAUGUGACAGUGCAGCCAAGUUUUCAAGAUCUAUCUGAAAGACAAAUUGACUGUGCUUCAAAACAUAUCAGAAUUGAUUCAUUACCUAAUAGUCCAAAUAUAUCACAAUUAACACCGUCCAUGUCACCACAGAAAAAGACCAGAGUGAAAAAGAAAUUUGUAUCAGGAGAUUAUUUGGCUACGCCCCCUAAGUCAAGGUCUAUUGACUUGUGA